Chelonus insularis is the source of this 1627-nucleotide messenger RNA. RefSeq names its product endoplasmic reticulum-Golgi intermediate compartment protein 3. Gene Ontology annotation, cellular component: endoplasmic reticulum membrane; Golgi membrane; COPII-coated ER to Golgi transport vesicle. The transcript is spliced from 7 exons. The record is from RefSeq and is a predicted model, not a curated record. Gene Ontology annotation, biological process: retrograde vesicle-mediated transport, Golgi to endoplasmic reticulum; endoplasmic reticulum to Golgi vesicle-mediated transport. NCBI's taxonomy places the organism in Eukaryota, Metazoa, Arthropoda, Insecta, Hymenoptera, Braconidae. The coding region runs from base 204 to 1367 and encodes 387 amino acids.
GAAGCAACUGAGGAACUCUUUUCCUAGUUUGACAAUAUUGGACAGUUGAUAUUUACAUUCAUACGACUGUAUGGUACCCGUUGCUACGUGUAAUUUUUUUAUCAAACAUAAUAAUAUAAGUUGUAAAACUAUUGAAACGCCGAAUGAAUGUUUGUAUUGAUGAAUUAUACAGAAAAAAUAAAUAAAAACCAUUUAAUUGAAUCAUGAACAUUACUGCAAUGUUAAGAAAGUUCGAUGCUUACCCAAAAACACUUGAAGAUUUUCGAGUUAAAACAUUUAGCGGUGCUUUGGUCACAAUAGUGAGUUCAAUCAUCAUGUUUUCACUCUUUAUGUCUGAACUGAAAGAUUAUCUGACGCCGAGUUUGGAUGAAGAAUUAUUUGUCGACACAUCAAGAGGUUCUAAAUUGAAGAUAAAUUUGGACAUAAUUGUUCCUAAUAUAGCAUGUGAUUUGCUGUCAUUGGAUGCAAUGGACACUACUGGAGAACAACAUUUACAAAUAGACCAUAAUAUUUACAAAAGGAGGCUCAAUUUAGAUGGUCAGCCAAUAGAAGAUCCUAAGAAAACAGAUAUUUUGGAUAAUCAAACAGUUAAAAAGUUAGCUAAUCAGACUGUGACAACAACAACCGAAGUUAUCUGUGGAUCUUGCUAUGGAGCUGAAGAUGUAGAGCUGAACAUUACGUGCUGUAAUACAUGUACAGACGUGAAACAAGCUUAUAUCUUAAAAAAAUGGGCUUUCCCAGACCCUUCAUCAAUAAAACAAUGUGCUCAUUCAGCGUUACAUGAAAUAAACAAUGCUUUUACAGAAGGAUGUCAAAUUUAUGGGUAUAUGGAAGUCAAUAGAGUCGGAGGGAGUUUUCAUAUUUCACCGGGAAAUAGUUUUUCAAUUAAUCACGUGCAUGUGCACGAUGUUCAGCCUUAUGCAUCAAGUCAAUUCAAUAUGACCCAUAAAAUUCGGCAUCUAAGUUUUGGAGUUAAUAUUCCAGGGAAAACCAACCCUAUGGAUAACACAACUGUGAUAGCAGAAGAAGGUGCAAUGAUGUUCCAACACUACAUCAAAAUAGUUCCAACAACGUAUUUUCGUUCAGACAAUGCCCAGUUACAAACCAAUCAAUUUUCCAUCACUCGACAUUCUAAAAAAAUAAUGGCAUUUGGAGGUGAAUCAGGUAUGCCUGGGAUAUUUUUCAGUUACGAAUUGAGUCCGCUGAUGGUGAAAUAUACAGAAAAACAGAAAUCAUUUGGACAUUUUGCUACAAAUGUUUGUGCAAUAAUUGGCGGUGUGUUUACAGUGGCAGGAUUUAUUGAUACACUUUUAUAUCAUUCAGUUCGGGCAAUACAAAAAAAACAAGAAUUAGGAAAGUUUAGUUAAGUAAAUAAACUUCAGUCAUUUAAAGUUUUUCAAUUUAAUGAAUUGAUAAAAAAAAUGAAAUUAUAAUUAAUCUCGUGAUUUCUUGGAGUAAUGUUUUACAUAAGAAUUUUAUUAUUUGCAGUUGCCGUGAUUUCAUAAAUUGUAUUCAUAAGAUUUUUUGAGUCAUCAGUAUAUGAAUGCUUUCUUAUACAAUCUUUAAAAGUCUGAUUGCUAUAAUGAUGUUUUUGAAACAAGAAUUAAAAUAAAAUUUGCUAUCAAUU